Molecule: messenger RNA, 897 nt
Organism: Naegleria lovaniensis
Lineage: Eukaryota; Heterolobosea; Eutetramitea; Acrasida; Naegleriidae
Exons: 1
Coding region: 1-897 (298 amino acids)
Source: RefSeq, a predicted model, not a curated record
AUGGGUCAACAACACGUUUCGAAAUAUUCCAUCUCUCAUGAAUAUGUGCAUAUUCCUGAUGAUAUUAUUUAUCAUAUAUUAACUUUUGUUCCUUCUCAAUAUAUUUUUACCAAUCAAAUCAUGAGCGUUUCACGACAAUGGAAGCGAGUGUGUUUUAGAUUGAAUAUUUCAGUAGAUUUGAAACUUAAGCCUGCCAAUCAUGCGAAAUUCAAAUUAAUGGCUAAAUGUCGAUAUUUAAACAAUUUAACAGAUUUAAAUUUACGAAGUACGGAUUUGCAUCAUUUUGGUCUUUCCAUUCUACUCAAUUCCAAUCGGGUGAAGAAUUUGAAAAUUUUGAAUUUAGCAGGAAAUUAUAAUUUAGGUCAUGAAGGCAUUCAGCUCCUUUGUGAAUGUCCAAAUAUUGGAAAUUUAUCCUCGCUUUCACUUGAAGGAUGUUACUUGGAACCAAAAUCGUUGAAAUUACUCUCUUCGUCCUUGAUGUUACCGUAUUUGUGUGAAUUGAAUUUGAGCGGAAACUUGAUUAGCUUAGAAAGUGCAAAGAUACUGUUUAAUAGCCCAUAUUUGUCAAAGCAACUAAAACGAUGGAUUUUGAAAUCGUGUACAUUCUCUGAUGAGCAUUUUGAAGUAUUUUUGAGUAGCAACGUGUUGAAGAAUUAUAACAAUUUAACAUUGUUAGAUUUUUCAAUUAAUUAUCUGACGGAUAACACAGCUUCAAAUUUGCUAAAAGAAAGCAACAAGUUUUGGAAUUUGCAAGAGUUUAAUUUGGCUCGUAAUAUGUUCACGUCUGUGGGCGAAAACCUUAUUAGGAAUUGUGAAACAUUGAAUAAGGUGGUUGUUUUGAAGGAAAAGCAAUCGAAUAACUACUCCAAACUACGUUCAUUUUUUAUUGACCAGUAA